AUGAAAUUUUAAAAUCCAAAAGGCAUCUUGUCUGUGAUCUUUGUCUAUGGCAUCAUCUUGAGUGAGUAUUAUGUAUUUGUAUUUCAUUAUUUACCUUAUAGAUACAGCAAUAAUAGUGGAUCCACAAUCUUCAUUGGGAUUGAAUUCACACUCAUCUACUUCAUGAUUCAUUGGGCCUACAUCCAAGCACAAAUCCAAUCCCCUGGACAUCCCUCUCCAGAUCUGGCCAAAAACUAUCAAGAACAUACUCUCGAAGAAAUCAAGAGCAGAACCAAAAAACACUCAGAAAUCAUCCAAAAAAAACGAAAACAAAAACUAAUGAAGAAAUACGAAUUGGCCAUCGAUGAAGAAGACGAAUUAUUUGACAUCAUUUAAGCCAUGCAACUUGAUUCCUAUUGUUUCAAAUGCAAAAAUGUCAAAUAACCCAGAACCCAUCAUUGCAAAGAAUGUAAUAAAUGCAUUCUCAGAAUGGAUCAUCAUUGUCCCUGGGUCAACAAUUGCAUCGGACAGAAGAAUCACAGAUUCUUUUGCCAAUUCAUUAUCUAUGCAUUGCUCUGCCUGUCCCAAUGCGUCAUCUUUAUCACAAUUGAAAUGUUCGGUGACACUUAACUCAAAGGAGAUUCUAAAUUCCUUUGCCAAAUGUGUGCACUAACUUCCCUACUCCUUUGCCUCUCCAUGGGAACACUUCUAGGAUUUCAUCUGUAUCACAUAGCCAAAAAUGUUACCACUGUUGAAUUCCACAUUGAAGAAAUGAAAACAGAUAAUCCAUUUUCAAAAUCCAAGGUUAUUGACAAUUUUAAAGAACUCUUUGGCUCUGAAUAUAUCCAUUGGAUUCUGCCCUUAACUUAGAGUGAAAGUAAAGUUAGAAUUAAACAUGACUCAUUCGAAUUAUGAUUAGUUAUCAAAAUUACAACAAUUAAAUU
Paramecium tetraurelia is the source of this 923-nucleotide messenger RNA. RefSeq lists its product as uncharacterized. The transcript is spliced from 5 exons. Gene Ontology annotation, molecular function: protein-cysteine S-palmitoyltransferase activity. Gene Ontology annotation, biological process: peptidyl-L-cysteine S-palmitoylation; protein targeting to membrane. Gene Ontology annotation, cellular component: Golgi apparatus; endoplasmic reticulum. NCBI's taxonomy places the organism in Eukaryota, Ciliophora, Oligohymenophorea, Peniculida, Parameciidae. The record is from RefSeq and is a predicted model, not a curated record.